CUACAACAUUCGCUCCGAACCGCGAGUCUUGAAUUGAAUCUAGCGCGCAGCAAGCACUCCGUCGAAGUCGUCGCCAAAGAUGAGAAUAUCCGGAAGCUCCGAUUCCAGAUCCAGCUGCUCGACGAUGAAAACGACGAUCUAAACAACAAAUUGACCGACGAGGAAGCGCGUUCGGAUGUAUUGGAAACAGCUCUGGAUGAAGCACUAUCUCAGUUGGAGCAGCUCCAGUCUGAGAAAGAAGACCUUGAGAACGACAUACGCGCCAAGUCCCGGGAGUUCAACAGCGUUAAGGCUGAAUUAAAGGCGAUGGAGGGCGUUAGCACCGACUCUACGAAAGUCCUAACGGAGAAACUGGCCCUGUCUCGCGAGGUUGCUACGCUGAAACCGGAAGUGGAAUACCUGCGAACCCAGGUGGAGACGAACCAGGGAUUGCUUGCCGAAAAGCUCUCGCUACAACGCGAAUUGACCACCUUACAAGUCGAACUCGAAAAUGAAAAGCGCACAUCCGCACGGGCACUGGCUAGACAGGGGAAGAGCAAUGAGCAAGAUGAGGAGUUGAUCGCAGAAUUAGAGUCCCUCCGGAAGGACCUAGGCAAGCAGAAGCGCGAUCGCGAGCGGGCCGAGAAAGCCCUGCAAAAGUCCGAGGCCGCCCUAGAGAAAGCCCAGUCAGAUCUCGAAUCUCAGGAAUUGCGACAGCAGAAGGAGUCAAGCGCAAAGGCGGACAAGGCCCUAGCUGCCGAGUUAGAAACACUUCAGAAGGAUCUGGCUAAACAAAAACGCGAAUGCGAACGUGCCGAGAAAGCCUUGGAGAAAUCUGAACUCGCCCUAGAGAAAUGCAAGUCCGAUUUCCAGUCCCAGAAGCGUGCUACUGAGCUCGCGUUACAAAAGGUCGAAAGGGCCACUAACAACAGGGAAGACGAUCCCCAGGUUGACGAACUACGGAAAGAAUUGGCUCAGGAGAAAUUAGACCGCCAGAAACAGGAGAAGGAGUUCCACAAGGCUCAGGCCCAAGCAGAGGGCCACCAGGCUGUCCUCGAUGAGAAACUGAACGCUUUCCGAAACAAGCUAAAGUCAACCAAGGAGAAGCUCAAGGAAACAGAGGCCGAACUUCAGAGGCUCAAGGCUGAAGCUGCUACCCACCCGAUCGUCGAAAAGCCUGCAAAGAACCCCCGCAAGCGAAUGGCAGCCUCUGCCGACCCAGAUGCAACUAUCGGCACACCUGGCGAUGGUGUUCCCAUGAAGAGGACAAAACGAGCUGCUACUGCGGCUGUGGGUGACAAGUCGACCUUUUCAAUCACGCCCUUCCUGAACCGCACGACAAGCAUAGCACCCGAUAGCCCUCCACAAGAUGAUCCUAUAGUAGAAGAGGAUGCAGACGAAGAGGCUCCCGAAGCGACUCCCUCUGCACCUCCCAAGAAAGCGACCAAGAAAGCCGCCCAGCCCAGGGUUAAGCCAAUAGCAAAACCGCUUGCACCAGCAGCUUCAAGCAAAGCCAACGCAAACCCGCCUGCACGAAAGAAGGCACCCAUCUCUACUCUGGAGAAGGUCACCGAAGAAGUCACCGAAGUUGCGGAGGAGAACGCGGAAAAGCCUGUUUCUGCGCCAAUUACUACUAUCACAGAGAACACGGAGAAGAUCACGGUCCCUGCGGUUCCCGUACUUAAGCCUGCAUCUCGCCCCAAGAGCAAGCCUCGAAAGUCCCUCAUGUCCUUUGCUGCUUUCAAUGAGGAGCCAGCCCCUGAGAAGAAGAAAAAGCGCAAGCUGGGUAGCAGUGGCCUCGGCAAGACACUGUUUGAUGCUGAGGAAGACGAUCUCCCCGCGAAGCCGAUCCCAGGCAAGGGGCUUUUUGCAGCGCGAGCGCUUGGAAAGACCCUACUGGCUGGCAAGGGUGUCAAAGGACCGAUCAGUGGGGGUUUCAAGAUGAUGACGGAGGAUGGGUUCCAGUUCUCGCCUCUGAAGAAGGAUCGGAGGACCAAUAGGUAG
Molecule: messenger RNA, 1983 nt
Organism: Mytilinidion resinicola
Lineage: Eukaryota; Fungi; Ascomycota; Dothideomycetes; Mytilinidiales; Mytilinidiaceae
Exons: 2
Source: RefSeq, a predicted model, not a curated record